Molecule: messenger RNA, 8141 nt
Organism: Scatophagus argus
Lineage: Eukaryota; Metazoa; Chordata; Actinopteri; Scatophagidae
Gene: zbtb34
Product: zinc finger and BTB domain containing 34
Exons: 4
Coding region: 1046-2611 (521 amino acids)
Biological process (GO): regulation of transcription by RNA polymerase II
Molecular function (GO): DNA-binding transcription factor activity, RNA polymerase II-specific; protein binding; RNA polymerase II cis-regulatory region sequence-specific DNA binding
Source: RefSeq, a predicted model, not a curated record
UUACCCUGAGCACUCACUGCCAGCCGUGGCAAUGGGUUGACAAUUAGCCAUUCUCGCGUAUGGAUGUGGAAGGCUUGGGAAAAUCAGAUAAACCUUUCUGUGUAAAAUCCCUACAGGACCUCCAGUUUGGAUGAGAUGAAGAAAUCCUUGGCCUAACUUUGAAUCGAUAGUUCUUUGAUACGAUGGUGUGUGAAUGACCGAUACAUGCCAAGAUUGCAGAUAUUGGAAACUUCAUCAUUGCGAUUGCCGUGUGAGCAGCUUUGCCUUGUCUUUUCGCAGACAGCAGGAUGAAGGAGGCUCAGGGAUGGUGAAAGGAGAUUUUUUCUUUCUUCAGGCUGUUUGCUGCAAGCAGAACACCUGCAUUUUUCCAGGCUCUUGAGGACUCUGAAUUUGACCUCAGCGCACAAGUAAAAGGGUAUCCAACUUCUUUAAAAUGUCAGAAUGCCACAUAAAUCUAUUGUCGCUGACAUGUUCUCUCCGCAGAGGCUCGGAUAAAGAAACACCUUUCUAAAAGUGGAGAGGCUGACAUACUUUUCCAAGAGCAAUGGAGGAAACAAGAACUCCCAUAUUCUCAUAGCAGCCCUCUGAUUUGUCCGCACUUACUGGGAAACUGAUAAAGUGCUGUGACAAUACCUCUGGAGUGUCUCAUAAAUGCUUUGUGUUGACCUUAAAGCAUUUGCUGACCGCAAACAGAACUAUGGAGGGGGGGGGGGUGAUUUUCUCUGGCAGGCACACAGGAUCACUGUCUUGGUGCUCUAAGCUGACCUUCCUCAGACAGCAGCACCUUCCAUUGCUCCAGGCCUUCGGUCUGAAAAUCUCUCCUCUGCAGGAUGGAUUGGGUUCCAGGGCACUCUCCUCUCCUGGGACUGACCCAACCCAGGGAACAGGGGGCUUUCAUGGGAGAUCACAGGUCACACAUGGUUAUCGUCUGAUGCUAUCAAACUGUACUCUUGAAUAAUCAGAAAGCUCUUCCAUCAAGGAGAAACCUGAGAGGGCCAAAGAGGUGCUCCCGCACCUGGACGAGCUGGCCCUUUCAUUUACAGUCAUGGCUGUCAGCAAACUGGAGAAACAUAUCCAAGAAAUGGACGACGGCAGCUACAUCGAGUUUGAUGUGCCGGAGUUCAGUAACACUGUUCUGACCCAGCUCAACGAGCUUCGGCUGCAAGGGAAGCUGUGUGACAUUAUCGUUCACAUUCAGGGCCAGCCGUUUCGAGCCCACAAGGCUGUGCUGGCAGCCAGUUCACCCUACUUUCGUGACCACUCAGCUCUCAGCACCAUGAGUGGCCUUUCCAUUUCGGUCAUCAAAAGCCCAGAGGUGUUUGAGCAGCUUCUCGCUUUCUGCUACACAGGUCACAUGUCCCUGCAGCUCAAGGAUAUUAUCAGUUUCCUUACUGCUGCCAGCUUUCUGCAGAUGCAGGCCAUCAUUGACAAGUGUACCCAAAUCCUGGAGAGCAUCCACUCCAAGAUCAGUAUCCCAGUUAGCGUCUGCAGCCCAGAGAAAGACGACCUGCAGACCAGCCACAAUGGGGUGAAUGACAGUAACCUCUUUGUAAAUCCUACCCAGAUCUCCCCCCCUUACUACUCCCGGCAGAGUCAGACAGGACACGAAGUGCGCUUUGAGCUGGCAGGAAAAGGCCUGGGCCGGGGACGGCAGCAGCAAGAGGAGGGCCAGUCGGACCGAGGCAGCAGUGAUAGUGUAUCAGAGCACGAUGCUCCCAUGGAAGGAGAAACGGAGCAAGUGGAACUGAUAGGCAAAGAUGGGCAAGUAACAGAUGUGCAUGUAAAGAUAGAGAAGCCCGACAGGCCCACUUACUCGGAUAGUUCCUCAGCUGGUGAUGAUGGCUACCACACAGAGUUGGUCGAUGGAGAACAGGUAUUGGCUGUUAGUGUGGGUUCUUAUGGUCCUGUAAUCCAGCCUGCUACCUAUUCUUACUCAGGGCUGUCCUCCCCGUGCUUUGUCAACCUAAGCAGCUCCAGUCCUUCCCGCUCCAUACUCAGUGGCUACAGAGGUGGGCGAGCCAGGGCAAAGCGCCCCCUGGCCAUCCCAGCAGGGGUGCUGAGUCACAUGAAACCAGGCUCAGAUGACAGCGAAUCAGCUGUGGGACCCACAGGGCUGGAGAACGACGUGCGAGAGCGCAGCCUGCGUAGCCAGUGGUACCCCUACAACGAGAGACUCAUUUGCAUCUACUGUGGAAAGACCUUCAAUCAGAAAGGGAGCCUGGAUCGCCACAUGCGCCUGCACAUGGGAAUCACCCCGUUCGUUUGUAAAUUCUGUGGCAAGAAGUACACAAGAAAAGACCAGCUGGAGUACCACAUCCGUGGCCACACGGACAACAAGCCCUUCCACUGUCAGAUCUGUGGCAAAUGCUUCCCGUUUCAGGGCACCCUUAACCAGCACCUGAGGAAGAAGCACAUGGGAGCAUCAGAGAGCAGUAAUCACGUGGACUCUCCAGAGAGGACGGAGGGAAGCUCAGGUCAGAAGGACCACGAGGAGACGUCCGAGGGGAUGGCUUUCGAGGCGCAAUAUGCAGAAGAGGCACCGGCCAAUGAGACGGAGGAGAGUUCAAAAUGCAGUCCGGAGGAGGCUCAAGCGUCAAGAUGUGAUUUUUAGGUCCUGCUUCAGGUUAAGGAAGCUUUAAGAAAUGUUUAUUUUAACUCAACUUAAUGGACUUUUUUUCUUUUUGAAUCAGCUCCCUCCACUAUGGACAUUUCUUGCGUCAAGGGUUUCUGUCAAUUUUGUGGAAAUUAAAUGUAGAAUCCAGAGAGCAAAUGGGUGCUUUAUAGAAAUUUGAUUCUUUCAAGCAAAGGGAGUAACAACUUACUAUUUUUGAGGAGGUCACAAUAAUCAAGACCCCCCCUAAUUGAUUUCUCUUUUUAUCUUUCCAUGUUUUUUAAAACAUAUUUACAGAGUUAUAUAGGCAUGUUGCAAUAAUUGAUAAUGUGAAAGCUCUGGUAAGAUGCUAGUCAUAUCACCUUUUUACCUGACCUGUUUUUGCACACGUGGCCAUAGGAGGUCACUUACUCACAAGGAAUGAUUUUUCUGCCAGUGCAAAGCUUCGUGUGUCGUAUCCGUUUAAUACCUCAUGAUGCAACUACAUACUCAUCACAGACAGUAUUUUAACUUAAUGAAACUCACCAGGUUCUACCUCAUAGCCAAGAACCUACCAGGCACAGACUCGUUCACCGUUUUGAAAUCCAUUUUAGGUUGUUUGUACAGUAUCUUAUUGCCAAACCUUGUAAAGAAAAUUGUCUCAACACAAAGCCUUGAUACUUCGGGGAAAUAUUCCUUGCUGAUUGUAUGGUUCAGGGACAAAGUCCUUGUCAAAUGUUUCAUGGUCAGCCAGGUUAAAUUGAUGAUUAAGAAGGUGCUAUGUUAGGAGUGCAUUACAUUUGCUGGCUUUCUUCUGUGUUUUCGGCGAUAGAGAGAAUAGAGUAAGAAAAUGGCCCUGUAUAUUUUCAAGAUAUGAUUUUGCUGUCUUAUAAUGUCUACAAAACACUUUUUAAAUCUCCCAUCACUACUGGUGAUCUCACUCUGUAGACGUGGUUUUAGAUGCUGUCAUCCAUGAAAUGGGUGACGUAACGUCCAUACAGUGAAGUCAUUUGUAUUCCUCUAUACUCUGAUUGCAGACUUAAACUGAGUUGUUGUAUGUUUAAGUUGUUUUGUCCUGAGGUAGGCUUCUAGGUUAAUACUCGGUGUCUGCUAGAGACAAGAGUACCCAAAUGUCAACAGUAGGACAGUAGGGACACCUCUGGAUCUGUUCACUUAAAUCUACACAGUAUACUAGUCUGAAUAAUAUGCAAACAGAAAGAACAAAGGAAUCUCAGCCAUUUUGACAUGGUUUUUCUUCCAAACUGUUGAAGAGCUAUUGGUUUGUUUCCUUUUGGUUUUUUGUGUUUUUGUCUUUUUGAUUGAUCUGUGAUCUCUGUCUUCUGCAUCAGUUGGGGUUGAAUACAGACUCCGAACAUGUUUUCCUCAUUUGUCAAUCCUACUCUGUGGCGUUGGCAAAGCUAGUUUAAUGCUAAGAGGUAGAUGUUAGAGGUGAGUGGUGAUCCAAAGUAUUGAUGCACUUUGCAGAGUUAGCAGUGGGUGGGGUGGCUGCUGUCCCGCUGAUAAAAUGUGCUCAUUUCUGUCUUAAUUCUGGUGCAGCAGCAGUGGAAUAGUGCUUGCUUCACAGCAGUGAUUUUUCUUCCUCUGAGCAGAAAUCUUUGUGAGACCCUGCAAUCACAUAAAUGCUAUUGGCUGUUGUAUUUUAUCUAUACUGUUUAAACCAUGGGGAUCAGGGGUGGGGGUGUUAUUAGUAUAUAGAGACUUGGUUUUAUUUCCAUUGUGACUUAAAAUAAUCUGCAUUCACAGUAAAUGCAUAAAAGGCACUUAGAAGGCCUGAUUGGUUAUCCUGUCAUAUUUAGCAAACUUAAAGCUUAGCUGGAUGGACUCUCCUUUUUUUGUGCUGUCUUGCUUUUCUUAUUUGCCAUCCAGGUGUUUAUUGCCUUUUUUUUCUUCCUUUUUUUUAAGAGCACCUGCUAUGUGCUUUUAUUUUUGUCCUGUCCAGUCCAUGCUGAAUUUAUGUCAGUGAAUUGAUUAUUUUUACAGUUUUCAUAUAAUUUUAUACUUUGCGUGCAUUUGGUGCCAGAAUAUUGUUUUUAUUGCUUAUUCGUCCGUCAGGAGUGCGGUCCUUUUAUUCCACUGAAUGUGCUGUCAUUGUCCUCGCUCAGUGACAGUUAAGAUGGCAUAUCAAAUUUUAGGGAAUUUUUUGCAAAAAUCAGUAUAGCUAGCUUUUCAGUCAUCUCUUUGUGCAAAGAGUUAUCACCAACAUUUCAUUAUCAGCCCACACACUGUCAACCUGUACGAUACUUCUUAGAUGAAUGUUUACCAAUUCAUUUCUGUCAGCCGCCGAUGUGACGUGCAGGUUUGACGUCUGCACUCAUCUGAACUCAGCAAAAUGAGCAAAUUAGACAUCGCCUAUGAUGAUUUGCGCCCUUCACCUAGAAAGAAAAGAAAGAGGGAAAUGCAUACCUUCUUUCAUUGUCGUCACUAAUGUUUUGUGAGUAACAGGUACAAACUGCUAAAACAAAUUUGUGCCAAGAGUUCACACCAAAGACUUACAGGUGGUUUUUAACUGUAAAUUUUGACUGCGUAAUUGAAUGCUCAUUCAGAAGUGUAGGUUCUUAAUUUAAAGUAGGUCUAGUUCGUCGCUAUUUGCAAGGAAUGUACGUUUCCCAGCUUAAAACAAUCACUCGUGUAAAAUUUGAACAAUUUGCGAAGAAGCAGAAAAGUCACGUAUAUUAAGCCAUACAAAAACUGACAAUAUAAAAUUUGUGCAGUAGGUAUUGUAAUUGUUUCAAGCCAAUGUAAGCAAAAGAGAGAAUACUUAACACAGAAAGUGGCAUCUUAAACUUAGUGCCUUGCCACAAGCUUUACAUUUUAGAUUCUGGCACUUGGAUUCCUGUGCCUCUUUCCUUUUGUAAGGGACUGAAUAGAGAGAUUAUUGUGAAAUAUGGCCACGUCGUUUAUUGUUUAGUGGUGCCAAGAAUGAUUAGAAACAAAUUCCUGUCAGUCUUGUUCAUUUUGUAGUUUUUUCAGCUCCUGCCCUUCGUUUUUCGCUUUUUAUUCUUUGAUUAAUUUAUGUUAUCCAAUGGACAACUGAUUUUGUAGCAAUUGAUUGCAAUCGGAUGAGGUGGACUUGUUCCCUGCAAGCCAUUGCCCCCAUGUUCAGAGACUUGUACUGUAUCCCUCCUCUGUUAGCCACUGAGGACAAUCCUAGCAGUCUACUAUAGUUUUAGGCAUUUCAGUGAAGGAAGGAGAUGCAUGAGAAACACAAAGUUCCUUCCUGUCUGUGCUCUCGGAACAUCUGGCAAGGGAACAGCUGCUUGGAUAUUUAGCAGAUAAUAAACUAAAGAAUAUUUGUGGAGAAAAAAGGCUUACCCUCAUAUAAUGUAGCUUAAUUGCACGUUGCUCAACCACGAAAUUGUAUGAAAUUGCCAAUGGAUAUUUUUUUAACUUGAUUUUUCUUGUAUUUGUGUCAUCAAUUGUGCACUUACAGUUUUUGGUUAAUAGUAAGUAUCCAUCCAGGAAGACUAGUUCAUUUAGCUACAUGGCCUCAACCACUUUUUCCCCUUAAAUGGUGCUUCUAGACCAGUCAGAGUUUUUUUUUCCCUGUCAGAAAACUCCAUAUAAUCAUCAUAGGUGAAGGCAGGGGAAGUUGUUUAAAUACGUUUCAUGGGCUGUCAUUACUUAUGUGAUACUUCACGCCAAUGACGUAUACAAAGAUGGCCGACACGUCUCCACUUCCUCCCAACGUACAAAAGUGAAACCAAAAUGUCAUGGAUGUGAGUGCUGCCAUCUUGUUGUGGUGAUGCCAUUUGAAGCCAGAGUCUGCCAUGACAUUUCAGGCUCUUUUCAUAGCAUUAAAUAACUAAUGAAAACCUAACCUGUCAGAAAAAUGAACACUUUAACACACAUCGGUGUGGUAAAAGCUACCAAAAAUGACCACCAGAAACCAUCUUUGGGAAAAAUUUAUUUGAUGUGUUUGUAGUUUGACCCAUCUACAAACACGGAGGAAGGCGGGUUUAUGGGCUGUACUGCAGCCAGCCACCAGGGGGCAAUGCAGAUGUUUUGGCUUCACUUUCCAGAAGCUUAAAUGUCGCCGAUCUUUAUAUACAGUCAAUGUACACCCUUAAACAACCAGUUGAACUUGACACACACACAGAUCUUUGUUCCACACCUCCGACUGGAACAGGAGAUGCAUUAUGGGCCACAAGUAAUCAAACAAAAGUGUUUACAGGGAAGGCUGUCAGACUACUUUUUGAAAUUGCAGCUCGUCCUAUUCUUUUUAUAAUAAACUCACUUCAGGUAGUUUACAAACACUGAUACAGGCUUAGAAAAAAAUCUUAAGUCUUCCAUAGAUUUUCUGUCAGUUUCUGUCCACUGUGUAUUAUAUAAAAAAAAAAUAGCAAUAACCUUUUUAAAAGUGGUGUAUUGGGAUCAUCAAGCCUAUUGAAAUAUUGGCCGGUCAUAUAUGAAACAAACUGAAUGUCAGGGAGCUGUUUAAUUGAAGUAGGACCAGGACAAUUUGAUAUUGAUUUAUUUUUUAUAUGCUUUCUGAAACUUUGGACAGGUAGACUUCAGAAAAAAAUAGUAAUUUAUAUAUCUAUAUAGAUAUACAUCUAUAUAGAUAUAUAGAUAUAUAUACACGCAUACAAAAAGUGGUGUUGCUUACUGGUGUUCUUAAUGCUCAUCAUAAAAAAUCCAGUGGUAGUCAGUAAACUGCAACACAAGAACUGAGCAUGUGGUUCAGUCACCAAACUCUGUGGCACUGUUCAGAGUUGCACCUCCAGCUGUGUUAAAUGAUGAAAGGGAUUUUGGGCUGUAUAGCCACUGUUUGGGGAGCGGGCGGUCUGUUGUCAUGUCGAGGUUCAGCGGUCUCCUUCGGCUCCACGGGCGCCGAGACUGUAGUUGUAGCUGUUCUGGAUCAGAGGGGAAGUUUUCGAUCUAGCUAAUGUUCCUUUUCCUUUGACAACUCCCUAAACUCUGCACUAUUAUGUCUCUGGCUCAUAUGUAUUUGGUGACAAGGCAAAAAAACUUAGAACUCAGGGUAUAUAGUGUUAAAAGUGGUCUCAUUGGACAUACAUCUUAUGUCCAUAGUAUAAUUGUGCACUGCUCUUCAGGUGGGGAAACAAGUCCUCAGUCAGUGGUUCCCAAACAUUCUGCCUCAAGGUCUCAAUGAGCCCAUAUUUUCACAGAGCUGAAGCUCGGGGUGUGCUGGAGACCUCAAACCGAACCAUGGCGGCAGAAGUGCCCCAACUCCUGUUUUUGUCCACUCUACACACAACCUCACAACCCAACUGUGAACCUCAGAACUCUACUGUUUUGUACAACUAUGAAGUAAAUGAAGCUAGCUAGAGCUGAUGUUGUAUCUAUUGCCAUUUAUGAAUUUAUUUUAUAGCAUGAAAUAAAAUAUAUUUAUUCAAAUUAUAUAUUUUACUCAUAAUCAUUCUGUGCUGCUUCGUUUUGGUUCUCAAGCUUGUAAAUUGCUUUUUUAUUAUAUAAAAAAUGUCAAUAGAAUAAUGCGUUUGUAAAAUAAAGACGCUGAUUUGGCUCCGAUUUGUCUUUUGUGUCUCAAAUAAAAAAGUUUACCUUUGUA